Phytophthora sojae is the source of this 1125-nucleotide messenger RNA. RefSeq lists its product as hypothetical. Bases 1 to 1125 code for a protein of 374 amino acids. Gene Ontology annotation, cellular component: nuclear pore outer ring. The record is from RefSeq and is a predicted model, not a curated record. Gene Ontology annotation, molecular function: protein binding. Lineage: Eukaryota; Oomycota; Peronosporomycetes; Peronosporales; Peronosporaceae. The transcript is spliced from 7 exons.
AUGAGCGCGUCCGUGUCGAGACACUUCGUGGACGAGAAGGUCAAGGCGCUGUGCGUCGUAAGCGACGUUCGCUACGUGUCGGAGACGCUGCAGGACGACUUCGAGGUGCUCCCUCUGGUGGCCGUCGGCGGCUGGGACAACGAGACCAACCACGUGACGCUGCACCUGCCUGUGCGUUCCACGCACGACGAGCGAGAGCUGCGCAGAGAACGUGAGGAGGGCGAUGCACGCCCCUGCGAGCUGAGCACUUUGGCGGAGGCGGAGCAUGAAGGAGACGUGAACGCGCUGCAGUUUGUGGCGGCCAGGGGCGAGAACCUGCUGGUCAGCGCGUCGUCGGCGGGCGGAGUCUUCGCCUACCGCGUGUCUUCCAGCGCCAGCGAUGACGCUGUAAUGUCGGACGGAGACUCGAGCAAGCCUCUGUCUCCGUUUGUGAUGCCUCAGUGGGAGAAGGUGUUUGCUGGUGCUGCGGCCACGUGCGUGGAGGUCAGCGAGAGCCGCACGAGUCUCGUGACUGCCAGUGCCGGUGGAGCCUUGGCGUGGCUGAAGCUGGACGACGCAGCGAGCGUCGAGAAGAUCGAAAAUAAGGGCACGAGCCGACUGCCGAUCAAUGCCGUGAAGUUUUUGGGCCGCGACUCUGUUGUCGCCACUGUCGGCUCGACUCCUGGAAACCAGCUUCGUAUCUGGGACCUUACGGCCAACAACCAGUACCCUGUCACGAGCUGCGCCGACAUUUUGACUACGCUGGAGACGCACCCAACGCGACCCGAGCUGCUAAUCACGGGCGCAGACGACGGGCGUGUGAGCUUCUGGGACCGCCGCAAGCUCGAUACACCCUUCCGCACUGAGGCGUACCACCAGCGCGCCGUUCGUGCGCUGAAGCUACACUCAGCGUCACCUCGUCACCUUUACACUGGCGGCGACGAUGCUGUCGUCAACUGCUGGGACUUCCACCACGGUCGCAACCCUCGUGAUCAUGGACCGGGAGGCCUCAACGUACAGCCGCUCGCUUCCGGUUUCCAGCCGUGGAACGCUCUGGCGGUUCAUGCCGAGUCUGACACACUCGUUGCAGGCUCAGACGCGCAGUCCGUUGUGAUCGUACAGCAGGUGUCGAAGUGGAAGCAAUAA